AAGGCCCCUUGGUGCCCCGGAAGUGGCCCGGUCGGAGUAACACCAGACAACCUGUCCGGGCGCUCGGGUCGAGCCUGAAAGCCGUGCGCUGCCGGCCGUCAUGAGUAAGCCCCUGAAGCCAGACCUAAGGGUCUGGCGCAAGGCGGCCACCGUAGUGCUGGCGGCCGGAAGGAAGAGCUCGGGCGCCGCCGCGUCCUCCCUGCCGCCCACCGAGGGGUUCCGAUUGCUGCUUUUGCGGCGCUCCAUGGGCCAAGGCUUCUUGCCCGGCGCGCACGUCUUCCCAGGCGGCGUACUGGACGCUGCCGACCGCUCGGCUGACUGGCUGCACCUCUUUGCGCCGCACCACCUAGCACCUCGCUUUGGCCUGAGCCCGGCUACGCCCCAGCGACUAACCUUCCCGGUGUUGCCGGACUCUCGGCCCGAGGUCGAAAACGGGGAUGCCGCGGCGCUGCCUGAUGACGUAGCCAUGCGCAUCUGCGCCAUCCGCGAGGCCUUUGAGGAGGCCGGCGUGCUGUUGUUGCGGACCAGGGGCCCCCGGCAGAUUCCGGAGUCCCAGGAUUCCGAUCCCGAACCCGACUGCUCCCUCGAGCCUCCGCCGGACGUGUCCACCUGGCGCGCCCGCGUCCGUGGCGACGCGCGCCACUUCCUGGACCUGUGUGCGCACCUGGACUGCACGCCCAACAUCUGGGCGCUACACGACUGGAGCGGGUGGCUCACGCCGUUCAUUCCUGAGAAACGCCACCGCUUUGACACGAAUUUCUACCUGUGUUGCUUGCGCGAGCCGCCGCCCAUCCAACCUGAUUUGGCCGAGGUGGUUGACUGCCAGUGGUCAUCUCCAUCAGAAGCAACUAAAAGUUUCCUUUCAGAAGAAAUUUGGCUGGCACCCCCACAGUUCUAUGAAAUAAGAAGACUUGAAAACUUUGCUUCUCUUUCUAACUUGCACAAAUUUUGUUUGGAGCAUGCAUCAGAAGGGGCUGAAAGAUGGCUGCCUAUCAUCUGUGUAACUGCUGAUGGGAUGGUCUUUCUUUAUCCAGGAGAUGAGCUAUACUUAGAAGAUUCAGACUUUUUAGAAAAGGUUUUGUCUACUGAAAAAAAGACUGAAGAAAUCAUGAAGGAAGGCAAGAAACUUCACCGAUUAGUGCAACACAGCAGGCAUCUCUAUAGCAUUCAUGUGACUAUUCAGUCAAAGGGUAAACACAUUUACCCUAAGAACUAUGUGGUAAAUAAGAGCCAUUUGUAGGGUGUAGCUUCUUUGUAAGCUAGCCUCCUUGAAGUACAGUUCAUGAUUAAUAAGAGCCAACCAUAUUUGCUUAAAAUUUAAGGAACUUUGUGCCUAUAAAAGUUAUAAUGCAGUGUUUCUUAUUUCAAGUGGACAUCUCUUGUUUUAUUGUAUAAACUAUAUAGCAUCCACAUUAUAAAAUUUAUUAAUGAUUUUGUUACCAAAGUAAUAAAAAAUUCACAAUGUUUCCUACUUCUA
This is a messenger RNA of Heterocephalus glaber (naked mole-rat), 1477 nucleotides long. RefSeq names its product nudix hydrolase 19 (gene Nudt19). The record is from RefSeq and is a predicted model, not a curated record. Gene Ontology annotation, molecular function: hydrolase activity, acting on acid anhydrides, in phosphorus-containing anhydrides. Gene Ontology annotation, cellular component: mitochondrion. NCBI's taxonomy places the organism in Eukaryota, Metazoa, Chordata, Mammalia, Rodentia, Bathyergidae.